AUGACUGGCGUGGAGGAUGUCGAAAUUUUGUUAGAAACUUUUGGAAAGAUGAUGUACGUUUUCGGCGACGAAGCUGAACCGCUCCUCAAAUGUAAAGUUUUUGUCGCAUCUACAGUUCGAGAACAGUUGAGGAACAUGUUACGACAGGCAUCAGUCACAGCUAGCUACAGGAAAUCUGAUAGGAUUGAAAUAGUAGACGUUGUUUUUCUUUUCCGGCGGCACUACAAACAGCUGAAUAGAAUGUUCCAGUAUUUGCAGUCAGCCGAUAUGGCGAAAGUUUAUGCUCGUUUUGCUACGACUGUUGCAGCCGAUCCUCCUCUGCCAGAAACGACCUUGGUCCUGGAUGACCCUGAAGAUGAAGUUGACUUAUUUGUUUACGGAAAACAGUGA
Enterobius vermicularis (human pinworm) is the source of this 390-nucleotide messenger RNA. The record is from the annotation of a GenBank genome assembly. Lineage: Eukaryota; Metazoa; Nematoda; Chromadorea; Rhabditida; Oxyuridae.